AUGGAGCAGCUCAUGCGCCAAGUCGCCAGAGCCUUACAUCAAUGGGUGAAGCUCCAGCAAGACGCAACCGAAGGAACCAAGCUGUUUUUCUCUAUUGUUGAUCUGCAUGCAUUGACGGUGCCCCAAGAUCCAGCCCAACUAAGGCGAUGGAGGAGGGAGGCAUUUGCAACAUUGCUUGCUGUGGGGCUGGAUCCUAAGCGCUCUACAAUAUUUUACCAGUCCGGUGUGCCAGCACAUACUGAGCUCAUGUGGAUCCUUAGCACCGUGGCUUCUAUGGGAUAUCUAUCGCGCAUGACACAGUGGAAGAGUAAACUACAGCUGCCCGACAGUGCAACGUUGGAUGAUUCAACGGCACGGGCACAGCUGCGCCUGGGUCUUUUCUCAUAUCCCGUACUCCAAGCUGCUGAUAUCCUCGUGCAUAGAGCUACCCAUGUCCCAGUUGGGGAAGAUCAGAGACAACAUCUAGAGUUUUCCAGAUACACCGCAAAUAGCUUCAAUCACGUCUACGGACCUAUCUUCCCCAUCCCCGAGGCAUUGAUAUCCCCUGCCAAACGAGUGAUGUCGCUGAAGGAUCCCACGUCAAAGAUGUCCAAGUCGCAUGCUGACGAGAAGUCACGGAUCAUCCUUACCGACUCGCCGGCAGAGAUUCGCCGGAAAGUCAAGGUGGCUCUGACAGAUUCGGAACCGAGUAUCACCUAUGACCCGGAACGUCGACCAGGCGUAUCAAAUUUGAUUGAGAUCCUUAGCCACCUGGAAGGUGUAUCGUGUGGGGAUAUUGUGUCUGAGUUCCACGAUGCAAGUCUUCGGUCACUCAAGGAGCACGUUGCGGACCGGAUUGCCUAUCAUUUGCAGGAGAUCCGAGAUCGGUACACUACAAUCAUAGAGGAUAAGACUGGGUACCUGGAUUCGGUGGCUGAGGAGGGUGCAGAGGCGGCGCGCGCCAAUACUCGGGGGACCAUGCAGCAGGUUCGGGAUGCGAUGGGUCUCCUGAACUCGGGGCAGACGAUCGGCGCAAUGAAAAAUACAUUGAUUCUAUUGGCCACGGUCCUGGUGCUGCCUACCUGGGGGUUGACUCUUCACCGGAGAGACAAUCCUGCGGUGGUGCAAAUGGAUCUCCAACGCAAAGAAGUCUUGAAUCCUAUCACAAGAGAUCGAGCCAGGCGAAAACGUUCUUCGACGGUCAACCAGGCAUUGGACAAUGAGGAAACCCUAUACUUCUGCAAUGUCACCUUGGGUACCCCAAAGCAGAGCGUGCGACUGGUUCUUGAUACUGGAAGUAGUGAUUUAUGGUGCAAUACGCCAAAUUCCACUCUUUGUGAACCCCCCAAAGAUGAAUGUAAUGCAUCCGGCACUUACGAUCCCAGCUCCUCUUCUUCGUAUUCCUUUGUGAGCUCGGAUUUUAAUAUCACCUAUGCCGAUGGAUCCGGCGCCUCCGGGGACUAUGUCACCGAUACGUUCACCAUCGGCGGCACAACUAUCAAAGACUUUCAGUUCGGCCUUGGAUUUUCGUCAGGUUCUAGGGAGGGCGUGCUGGGCAUCGGAUAUGCUAUAAACGAGGUCCAAGUGGGCAGAAAUGGAGACUUGGCAUAUGCCAACCUGCCCAAGGCGAUGGUCGACAACGGCGUGAUUCGAUCUAAUGCUUACAGUCUCUGGCUUAAUGACCUGGACGCGAAUACCGGCUCCAUUCUGUUUGGUGGAGUCAACACCAAGAAGUACCAUGGCACCCUGCAGACAGUCCCUGUUCAGAAAGUCGGGGGAGUGUAUUCGGAGUUCAUUAUUGCACUCACUGAACUCACCCUCACCAAUUCCUCGGGUGAAACUACCUACUCAUCGAGUUCUCUUCCUGUAGGCGUGUUACUAGAUUCGGGAAGCUCUCUCACCUACCUCCCCGACGCCCUUGUCCAGAAAAUCUACAACGAUCUCGAGGUCGUUUACGUGCCGGAGACUGGAAUUGGCUAUGUUGAAUGUAGCAUAGCCGAAAAGAGCAUCACCAUCGGCUACACGUUCUCAUCCCCGACGAUUAACGUGGGCAUCCGAGAGAUGAUCAUCGAUGUUGGUGACCUCUAUUUCCAGAACGGCAAGCGGGCCUGCGUCUUCGGUAUUGUCCCAGCUGGAAGCAGCACGUCGGUCUUGGGAGACACGUUUCUCCGCAGUGCAUAUGUGGUAUAUGACCUUGACAACAACGAAAUAUCCCUCGCAAAUACCAACUUUAACUCCACCGAGAAUGAUAUCCUGGAGAUUGGGACGGGCACCGACUCUGUCCCCGGUGCAACUGCCGUCUCCAACCCAGUAACUACCGCACCGGUUGGUGGAACCGUUGCGCGGAUUGGAAGUCCACAUGGAGGAUCCGACAUAUUUGGCUCUGCCUCUGCCACUGGGAACAAGGCUAUACCCAGGGCGACCGCUAUGCCGAAGCACUUCGCCGUUGGCCUUGCCGGAGCGGGAGCUUUCCUGGUUUUGUAA
Molecule: messenger RNA, 2463 nt
Organism: Penicillium paradoxum
Lineage: Eukaryota; Fungi; Ascomycota; Eurotiomycetes; Eurotiales; Aspergillaceae
Product: Ribosomal protein S10
Exons: 9
Coding region: 1-2463 (820 amino acids)
Biological process (GO): proteolysis; mitochondrial tryptophanyl-tRNA aminoacylation
Cellular component (GO): mitochondrial matrix; mitochondrion
Molecular function (GO): tryptophan-tRNA ligase activity; ATP binding; aspartic-type endopeptidase activity
Source: RefSeq, a predicted model, not a curated record